AGCUGAGACGGAGGGACGGUUGAGUGCUGCAGAGCUGAGACCUGGAGUGUUUUCUGCGGAGGCGCAGCUCUCCCGCAUCUGUUUAAUCACACUGUGCGCUGGAGGUUUUUUUUAUUCCACUGUUGCUUAUAUACAAUAUAUCAAAAGCACUUAGAAAACUUGGAUGACGCGGUGAUGAUAGACACUUUUGGGCUCCCCAGUUGAUGGUAUGCGUUUUUGGAACUAGGGGAUACUUCUGGACCUGAUAGGUUGUCCACAGCUGUUCUUUUUCGUACUUCUAUUCAGCCUUUUCCUCAAUAAUGGCUCUAUACUCUCGGCUUGUGCUCGUCUUGCUUUAUGGAUGGACUUAUCUGUGCGUUGGAUUCUGCGCGAUGUUGAAAACGGACAAUUUCCCCGAGAGGCAAAAGGUGGAUUUUACGCACUCGGUGGAUAAAAAGUACGCCGCCAAGGAUGAUCGGGACGCGCAUUUGCAGGAUACAAUGACGGAGCACAUGCAGAUGCUGUACGCCAAGUACAACCGGGCCGGCUUUCCCUUCAGGGACGGCAACACGGUCCGCAGCUUCAAAGCGCACUGGGGCACAAUAAACAACAAGCAGCUGCAGGUUUUCAACCUGACCUCCCUCACCAAGUCCGAGGAUGUUCUGUCGGCAACUCUUCAUUAUUACAUCGGAGACCUUCAGAACAGCACCCAAGGCUGCUCCACGCCCAAAAACUGUGGCCGCCACGGUCCCCGGAGACACAGCCACAUCCACAUGGUCAUCUGGAGCUUUGCUUCUGUGGACAACAAGAUGAGGAGUCUGGGACACUUUCGGAUAAACGUGUCCACCCUCUACAGGGACUUCAUUUUGUGGCAGUGGAGGGAUGUAACACGCGUGGUCAAUCAGGCCAAGCACCACGACGAGCUGCUCAUUGGGAUUGACGUUGCCUCACAAGGUCCCCAGCCGUGGAAGAAGCUGCUGUCCGACCGUUCGCCCUACAUCUUGGUUUACGCCAACGAUUCUGCCAUCUCGGAGCCUGAGAGCGUGGUAGCCACUCUACAGAGACACCAUUCUUUGGGAGCUGAGAGCUCCGGGUCACACAGUUUCCUUAAGCUGAGAGAGCGCAACAACACCGCGCAGGAACCACAGCUGCACUCCAGACACAAGCGCUCAGCCAACGUUCUUCUCCCUUUGCAAAACAACGAACUUCCUGGACCCGAGUAUCCAUACGAGGCCAGAGGAUGGGACGAGACGAGUCCCUACGAGCCUCUGGAAAACAAGCCGCCCCGUCGGCCACGGAAAAAGAGCCGCAAGAAUCAGCGACCCAAGAAUCCUCUUCUGCAGUUUGACGAGCAGACCAUCAAAAAGGCGCGCAAGAAGCAGUGGAACGAGCCGAGGAUUUGCGCUCGAAGGUACCUCAAGGUGGACUUUGCAGACAUCGGGUGGAGUGAAUGGAUUAUAUCACCAAAGUCCUUCGAUGCUUACUACUGUUCGGGAUCCUGCCAGUUUCCAAUGCCAAAGGCUCUGAAGCCCUCGAACCACGCCACCAUCCAGAGCAUCGUCCGGGCCGUGGGCGUCGUGCCCGGCAUCCCCGAGCCGUGCUGCGUCCCAGAGAAGAUGUCCUCCCUCAGCAUCCUCUUCUUCGACGAGGACAAGAACGUGGUGUUGAAAGUCUACCCCAACAUGACCGUCGACUCCUGCGCCUGUCGAUAGUCCGGCUUCCUCUCUACCGCAGUUCCCAGGCACCUCUACUGGACAGAAACAACCGAAGACCAAAAAAAAAAACAACACCUUACAACCAGAAACAAACAAAAUAAAA
Fundulus heteroclitus (mummichog) is the source of this 1797-nucleotide messenger RNA. It is a transcript of the gene bmp3, whose product is annotated as bone morphogenetic protein 3. Bases 300 to 1691 code for a protein of 463 amino acids. Gene Ontology annotation, biological process: BMP signaling pathway; SMAD protein signal transduction; osteoblast differentiation. Lineage: Eukaryota; Metazoa; Chordata; Actinopteri; Cyprinodontiformes; Fundulidae. Gene Ontology annotation, cellular component: extracellular region. Gene Ontology annotation, molecular function: growth factor activity; cytokine activity. The record is from RefSeq and is a predicted model, not a curated record. The transcript is spliced from 3 exons.